AUGAAACCUUUAAAUCAUUAUUUACUUGAAGAAAAAUUAAUUGAUGUUGAUAUUGAUCCAAAUAUUAUAAAACAAAUAAAAAAAUAUGAAAGCCGUUUUAAUAAAUUGCUACCAAUUAUUGAAGAAACUUCACAUGAAAAUAAAUUUAUAACAAGUUCACUAUUAAAAAAACUUCGAAUCAAACGUAAUUCAGAGAAAUCAGAAUUUGUAAUAAAUAAUUCAGAUAUAGAUCCAUUACAAAUUUCAUAUGAUUAUUUAAAAUCAAAAGUUCGUAAUAAAAGAGAUGAAAGGAAAAUAAUUGAAUUAGAAGAAGCAUUUCGUAGAUGUAAAAAAGAAACUAAUAAUCAACAGGACUGUAAUCAUUAUUUUAAAGAAAUGUACGAACAUGUUGUUCAUAAAAAAUUAAAUCAAACAGAAAUAAAACCAACUAAAAUUGAAAUAUCGAAAUCAAAAUCAUCAUUAUCUCCUGAUACUAAUGCUAGAUUUAGUGAAUCUGAAGAAACUACUACAUCAGAUAAUAAUGAUGAUGAAGAGACAACAUCAACAAUGCCGUUAUUACCUUUAGAUAUGCGUGAUGAUUUGAAAGUUACUGAACAAGAAUUUAUUUCUACAACACCAAAAUCAAAAAUAAUUCAAGCUGAAUUACCCGAAACAAUUAAAGGUCGUGCACAUUCUAGUUAUGUUGAUCAAAAUAGUAAUAUUUAUGUUAGUACAAAUAAUGAUCAGUUAAUUAAUAACAAUGAUGAAAGAAGUUUUGUAGAUUUCAUUGAUAUUCCAAUUAAAAAUUUUAAUGAUCCACCACAUUUUCAUGAUGAUUUAAUAGCUGAUUAUUCAUCAUUAUCACAUGCUGUUAAUUGGGAUCCUGAAAAUUCAUAUGGUCAUGAAGAAUAUAAUUUAGGUCAAAAAUGGGCGAGUAAACUACAUGGAUCUGAAUCAUUGAAAUCUCGAAAUUCUGUUGAUUUAAAUGAAGAAGAAACUACUAAGAAAGCAGUAUUCCCUAAAGAUUUUCAAUUUCGUACUGUAGAGCUUGAUUUUGAUAUUUACUUGAGAGGUUUACAAAAUAAUUCUGUACUUCCAAUGGGUGAUAAAAAUAAACUACAUGGAAAUUUUUAUUCUAAGCCACCACAUUUUUCAUCAACUAAUUUAUUAAGUGAUAAUGAUACAAUUAAAGUAACAUCACCUCCACCACCGCUCCAUACGACAGCAACCACAGCAAAAGCACAAACAAGUGGAGUUUUUCCUGUAACUGGUGAAACUAUAAAAGCAACUGCCCAAUUUAUGGUAAAUCCAAAUUAUGGAAUUCCAUCAACACCAUUAUGUUUUGCAUCAAAUCCAUCGAAUUUUAAAACAUUUUUCCAACCAAUAAUAUGGCAACAGUCAAUUCCGGCACCUAUAGGCCAACCUAUAGGUACAUUAGCUGGAAUGUAUCCAGGCUUUUAUUAUGCGAUACCAAACAUCCAACAGCCAAAUAUUCCAAUAAAUCAGCAUGGAGUCAGUGUUAGUCCAUUUGGAGGAACAACAUCGGCAGCAAAUUUUGGUCAUCAAAACAUUCAUCACUUUAAGCAGCCACCGUUAAUGACACCAAUAAGCCCUAAUGCACAACCAGUAUUUUGUACAUAUAUGCCUAAUGCCAGUAAUUCUCCAGCUUUAUUCUUUAGACAUGACGCAGGAAAUUUUAGAAACAGUAAUGAAAAUACAAAAGCAGACGCAGGCGAUAAAAAUCUUUAUCCAAAUAUUCCACAAGAAACCGAUAUUGUUUACGCUUCUUUCGUAAAUCAAAUGUCUUUACCGUAUGGCAGAUCAAACUUCGCUGAACAAAAUAAUCAUUGCAGUUCCGAUUCUAUAGCUUGUCAUUCAAGCCACCAAUGUAUACAUAAAUCAAAAUGGUGUGAUAAUAAAGUUGAUUGUACUGAUGCAAGUGAUGAAAGUGCUUGUUCCUGUAAAUCUAGAUUAUAUGAAUCACGUAUUUGUGAUGGUUAUCCAGAUUGUCCAUUUGGUGAAGACGAAAUGGGAUGCUUUGGUUGUGAUAAACUAAUGUUCUCAUGCUAUAAUAAUGUUCAUGAAUAUAUUGCAUCAGGAAAUUCAAGUAUGUCGAUGUGUUAUAGUUUAAUAAACAAAUGCGAUGGUGACAGAAAUUGUUUGAAUGGAAAUGAUGAAAAAGAAUGUAGUGCUAUACUUAGUGAUAUUGGAGGCAAAAAUAUGCUUCAACCUAAAGCUUUCACGGAUGGUAUUCUUCAUCGUAAUUUUAAAGGAAAAUGGUAUCCAGUUUGUGGAGAAAAUUCAAUGGCAUACGCAACUGAAGCAUGUGAAAAUGAAGUGGGUAAACUUACUGAGGCUCCAAGAAGUUGUGAAAAAGACGGUCAAUCAAUAUAUACUCAUGUACGAUGUCCACCACUUAAAUGCGGUACUACUAAAUUUGAUGAUAUUUAUUUAGGCAGAAAUAAAAGAGAUGAAAAUAUGACAACUCCUGUAGAAGAAUUACUAUCUAGAUCUAAACGAAGUAAUUUAAGAAUAGUUGGAGGUCAAUUAUGUGAACCAUUAAAAUGGCCAUUUAUUGUCGCUAUUUAUAAGAAUGGCAAAUUUCAUUGUGGCGGUAUAAUAUAUAAUAAUGAAUGGAUUAUAACAGCCGCGCAUUGUCUUGUUGAUUAUGAACGACAUUAUUUUGAAGUUGAAGCUGGACUUCUACGUCGUAGUAGUUAUUCUUCUAAUGUACAGAGAUCAAAAGUUUUGCAAGCUAUUAUUCAUGAUGAUUAUCAGCAUAAAACUAUGGUACAUGAUUUAGCCCUGUUAAAAAUUGAAAAACCACUUAAAUAUAAUAGAUGGGUCCGACCAAUAUGCUUGCCUGAUAAAGGUAGAAGUGGCCUAACUGAUGCUGAUUGGAUGAUUGGUCCCAAACCAGAUACAUUAUGUACAGCAGUUGGUUGGGGUGCUAUAAGGGAAAAAGGACCUGGAAGUGAUCAUUUACGAGAAGUAACAGUACCGAUAAUGAAAACCUGCAAAACUAAGGCAGAUAAUGAAGUUUUUAAUAUUUGUGCUGGGGAGGAUGAAGGGGGUCGUGAUGCUUGUCAAGGUGAUUCUGGUGGUCCAUUAUUUUGCCGCAGUGAAGGCUACGAAAAUGAAUGGUAUUUAGCUGGCGUAGUAAGUCAUGGACAAGGAUGUGCACGAGCUGGUGAACCUGGUGUUUACACAAGAAUUUCUCUUUACAAAAAUUGGAUUACUAAGUGGAUAUAUGAAUCUCAUAGAAUGAAUUUACCACAACCAACUAAACAAGACUGUUCCGGACAUAUGUGCAUUUGGGGAGGUGAAAAAUGUAUUCCAAGUCGAAAACGUUGUGAUCGAUAUGUUGAUUGUUUGGGUGGAGAGGAUGAAGUCGGUUGUGAAUAUCCAACAGACCUAGUUGGAAAUAUCCAAGAAAUAUCAAAACGACCUGAUAUUGAAGAAGAAAUCGUCUUUAGAAACAAUGAUGAACUGAAAAGUAAUAAUGACACAACUAAAACAGAAACGUUUGAAAAGAAACAAAAUCAAAGUACUACUCCCAUUACACACGGUGCAACUACUACUAGCAAGAGCAUCACUAUAAAUAAAUCCUCAUCAACCACUAAUCUAGCUUCAACUGGGAACUCCGCUGAUUUUACGACUACCUUACCAAUUACCACUACAUUUUUUACCAACCAAAAUGAUAGCUCAACUACGGCAAAUUGGGAAACAAGUGAUAUAACAACAGAGAGCAGUAACAUCUUAAAGUCAUCAACAGAAUUAACAACUGAAUCAUGGAACGAAUUUUCAUCAACAUUUGCUUUUUCUUCAACUGAUCUUAACUGGUUCUCCAGCACAACGGAAGCGCCAAUUUCAAUAACAACACAAAAUUCAAAUUCAUUUUCAACACAAAAUGACCAAUCAGAAGAAAAUCCUCUAAAUAAUCAAACAAAUUUCAAAAAACUGUCAAGUGGUAUUAAUACAUUAAAACCAGGUUCACAGAAGUUUAUAUGUAAGAGAAUUCUUCAAUCUGUGGACAUGACAAAUCGUUGUGAUAGAAUCAUUGAUUGCGAAGAUGGAACUGAUGAAGAAGAAUGUACCUGCAGAGAUUAUUUGAGAGGCCAUCUUAGUUCAUUCAUAUGUGAUGGUAAACCAGAUUGUGAAGAUUUAACCGAUGAAAAGGGUUGUGAUAAUUGUACUACAGGAGAAUUCCUUUGCCCACUUUCAAGAACUUGCAUACCACUUUCGAAACGUUGUGAUGAGAAAAUUGAUUGUCAAUUUAAAGAAGACGAAUUGAACUGCUUUGCCUUAACGAAUGGAAAACAUGUGGCACUUGAUCCAGACAGACGUCCUCAAUUAAAUAGUAAUGGGUUCUUUACUAGAAAUAAAAACGGUGUUUGGCGUAUCAUAUGCUCAUAUGAAAUCGAUUUUCAUAAAAAUAUUGCAAACACAACCAGUAACAUUUGUAAAGUAUUAGGUUUUAAAGGCAGUACAUUUUCAAAUGUAAGUGAUCCUUUAAUAAUUGAUGAAACAUCACCAGAUUCGCAGUUAAGAACCACAAAUGAAAAUAUACAGAGCGAUAUGAUUGAAAAAAUAACAAUAAUGGAAGUAAUUUCAGAAUUUAGAGAUUCGUCAUCACAUUUUAUUCAUCGAACACAAUUACCAAGUUAUCGUAUACCAAGAUCAUUAAGUGAUGAUAAAAAAAUUUGUAAAUCAUUGUAUAUUGAAUGUUCACAAUAUUCAAAUUCUCAUGAACCUGAUAACAAUUUCGAUAAUGAAGUUGAUGAAAGUAAUAGUUUAUCCAAAGAUUUUUCUGCACAAAUAUUAGAACCAGUUAUUAAUGUGCAUCAAAAACCAUUUGUUGUAUUAAAAUCUAAUAUUUCAACAUUAUUUAAUUUGAACGAUACUAUUCUAAAUGAAAAAGAUGAUCAAAGAACUUUUGAAAAUUCAAAUAAUUUGAAAGAUAAUAUAAAUUCACCACAUUAUCCAUGGUCAGUAGAAAUUUUUGCUAAUGGUGUAUUUCAAUGCAAUGGUGUUUUAUUGAAUAAGCAUUGGGUUGCCGUACCAGCUAAAUGUUAUUUAACAUGGAGCCUGGAAAAAGAUUGGGUAACCGCAUUAAUGGGUAAUAAUAAGAAAGACCUUGGAUACAAAGGACCAUAUGAACAAAUUCGAAGGAUAAAUUGUAUGAAAUCGGUUCAAUCGAAUGUUUUACUAUUACACUUAGAGAAUCCAAUUGAAGUUUCAAGGCAUGUUUUACCAACAUAUUUACCAAUAAAGAAUAAUCACGGCAUUGAUGAUGAUGAUGAUAAUGAUGAUGAUGAUGACGAUGAAGACGACGACGACAAUGAUUCCGAAGAAAAUUAUAUAGAAAAAAAUCAUCAUGAUGAAUGCAUGAGUGUUACUUAUGAUAAACUGGAUAAAAUUAAAACAUUUACUGUCAAGGAAUCUACUUGCGAGGAUAAUAAUAAUUCAAAUUUAGAUCCUGAUUCUGAUGAAAAUACAACAUUAUGUUUAAAUAGUAUUUUAAAAAAUUCAUAUGAAAAAGAAUUGUUGAAUUUUUGUAAAGGCAAUAAUAAUUAUCAAAAUGAAGAAAUGCAAAUUUUAAAUGAUUCAUUACAUUACGGGGAUUCAUAUUAUCAUCGACAUAAUAACCAUCAUGGUAUUAUAAUGUGUGAAAGUAGAUCAAAAUCUGGUUGGUAUCCAAUAUCAUUUUAUUCAAGAGAAGUUAAAAGUAAAUGCAAUGAUAGUAAGAAAUUAAGCGAAAGUAAUGAAGAAAUGGAAAAUAGUGAAAUAAAUUUAAGAGUUCAAGCUUUAUGUCCUGAAACAUAUGAGGAAAUUUUAAAAGCUAUUGAACGACCAGAUUGUGAUGCAUAUUAUUCAAUGCCAGUAUUAGAUUGUUCAACUGGAUUUAGAUGUCCAUUAGGAAAUUGUUUACCAGAGCACAAAAUAUGUAACUCUGAAUUAGAUUGUCAUGAUGGUAGUGAUGAAAAUAGUAAAUUAUGUCUUGCACGACAAGAAAAUAAAUGUGCUCCAUCCGAUAUAAAAUGCCAAAAUGGAAAAUGUGUACCAAAAUCAAAAUUCUGUGAUCAUUAUGAUGAUUGUGGAGAUUUAACAGAUGAACCAGCUAUUUGUUCAUGCUAUACGUAUUUACAGGCAACAAAUUCGAGUAAAAUUUGUGAUGGUAUUAGAAAUUGUUGGGAUAAAUCAGAUGAAAGUCCGGCAAUAUGCAAUUGUUCUCCUACCAGCUAUAAAUGUUCAAGCUCCGACGAAUGUAUACCAAAAGAUUUUGUUUGUGAUGGUGAAGCAGAUUGUCCAGAUGGUGAAGAUGAAGAAUAUUGUUAUGGUUUAGAAUAUUCACCAGAAUCAAAGUCGUUAAGUGACGGCUAUGGUCAAUUAAUUGAACAAUCUUUUGGUGUUUGGCAUACAAAAUGUUUUCCACGUAAUAAACCAUUACCAAGUCAAAAAGAUAUUUGGGAAAUUUGUAAAAAACUUGGCUAUAAUAAUUACCAAUAUUCCGAAAACUCAGUAAAAUAUCGUAUAAUUGAUAAUGAUAAUAUUACUAGUGAAAUUAUAAAUUCAAAUUUAAAUGCAAAAAAAACUAAUUCUAAAAGAAUAAAAUAUAUGGAACCAAGUAAACAUAUUAUUGUUAAUAAAUUUUCACCAAUACAUAUAAAUAGAAAUUUAACACUUAUGAUGAAACCAAGCCGUCCAAUUGCUCAAUUAAUUAAAUGGAAUGAUGAUGAUGAAAAGAAUUGUUAUCGUAUGGAAAUUAAAUGUGAAUAA
Condylostylus longicornis is the source of this 6759-nucleotide messenger RNA. RefSeq names its product serine protease nudel (gene ndl). Gene Ontology annotation, cellular component: plasma membrane. Lineage: Eukaryota; Metazoa; Arthropoda; Insecta; Diptera; Dolichopodidae. The record is from RefSeq and is a predicted model, not a curated record. Gene Ontology annotation, biological process: proteolysis. Bases 1 to 6759 code for a protein of 2252 amino acids. The transcript has 25 exons. Gene Ontology annotation, molecular function: protein binding; serine-type endopeptidase activity.